Messenger RNA from Ziziphus jujuba (common jujube), 2363 nucleotides. RefSeq lists its product as uncharacterized. The transcript is spliced from 4 exons. Lineage: Eukaryota; Viridiplantae; Streptophyta; Magnoliopsida; Rosales; Rhamnaceae. Bases 292 to 1359 code for a protein of 355 amino acids. The record is from RefSeq and is a predicted model, not a curated record.
GAUGUUGCAUUUUUUACCAAGUAUUUCUCUCUCUUGCUAUACUUUUUCUCUCUUACCAAACACAGAGAGAGUGAGGGGCAGAGAUAAGAUAUUUUCCCAUUCACUUUUUCUCUCUUACCAAACACAGAGGGAGUGAGGGGCAGAGAGAUCGAAGCCUCAGACUUAUCCAAUUUGUUAGGAUUCCUUCUUUUAUCGCCUCUCUCCGACUUCGAAACCCUAAAUAUCGGAUCAGUGAAGAUUUGUGUGGCUUGUGCCUCACUUGGGUACUGUUAGACCGUUGUUGAUAACGCAAUGGCGGAUCCUGUUCUUCUGGACGAUGAAAAGCUCGUCAAGCUUGCAAAAGUGGUUUACAAUCAAGAAGCGGAGGCAGCAAAACACUGCAAAUGCAACUCCGAAAUCGAACGCUCCAACUGCAUUCGCGAAACCAAAGUUUGUUACAAUACGGUGCUUGGCCUUUUGGAUUCUGUGAAACAAUUAAAGAAAGAGUAUGAGGACGGGGACAAGAAUCUAUCUUCCAUUGCUAAUGACAUUUUCUCUUAUGUGGUGUAUGCUGUGAACAAUGCCUUGCAGUUCGUGAGCAACUACAGUCUGCGUAACCACUACCUCGACAAAAUCAGUGAGAAUGCCAAAGCCCUUAUCAGAGCUCUGAAAGAAAUUGAUCCAAAUAACGUCACCAACGUCCAACGCCUAGCCAAAGAUGCCAUCAUUUUCAGGAACGCCAUGUUGGAGUACGUCAGGAAGAAAAACAGACCUAUUUCACGCUACUUCGCCAAAUGGCUCAAGGAAACCGGCUUGUCUUUUGGAAAACUCACCCAAAGGUAUCAAAACAAACUUAACUUUCAAGGGCAAUUUAGGAACCUGGAAGAUGCAAAAAAGCUGCAAGUGUAUAAUAAAAUCAUUGAGGCAUCGGGAAGGGGAAGAAUUACAGUGAACCAGGUGUCAAAAGCUCUAGGAGCAACAGGAAUGGCGGUGCUCAUCUUCACAGCAGCCAUAGCCGUGUGGGACGUGUAUACAUCUGACAACAAGCUGCAAACAGCGGCACGCGACACUUUACAGUUCAUAGGAGCAGCUGGUGGUGGGACGCUCGGAGAGUAUGCCGCCACCGCCUUAGCCACAGGGUUGUUGGGUGCGGCGGCAUCUCCAGUGUUUGUGGUGGCUGCAGGAAUUGUGGGUGGCAUCGCAGGAGCAUACAUUCUUGGAAAAUUUGCAGCCCAUUUGGUUGACGAGGUAUUUAGCUGGGGAGACACUGAUAAUAUCACUCAUUUGAACGAUCAAAUCCAUUUCUAUCAAUGCUGCGUAGCACCGGCCCCCAACGGCAAUGUUUUGGCUCGUCCGAUUGCCCGACACGACGAACUUUAACUGCUACAACUUUGCUGCGCACCAAUUAAACCUCUCUCGUGCAUGUUUUCAUGCCCACUUAAUUAGGAGUUGGUGUGUGAAACUAAACAAUAGUUGUUUCCUUUUGUAUGUCGAGUGUAGUUCGGUCAUUAUAUAUAUGAGGAUACAUGCAUAUAUAGAAAUUAUCCGUUAAUGUGGGAUCUUUUAUGAUUCUAUAAGGUACGUUUGCAACGUUUGUAAGGAAGGGGCCGACUAUCUGGAUCUGGUUCGAAUCUGUACUGGAUUGACUGUCCAAGCUAUAUAGCUGAUAAGCUUAUCUAUCUUCUAUAAGAUAUAAAGCUAUAGAUCUAAAGCUAUAUAUUUAGUGUCGAUUCAUCCACACUUCCAUUCCUUGUAGAGGAAGGCUAACUGCUUGCUGGCUGGGAGCUUCUCCUAUUAUUAUAGUUGAAUAAACUCCUACGCCUGGAACUCCUCUUUAUUUACCGCAUUUCUUCCUUCUGCAAGAGUCAUGUUCACUGCUCCUGCACCUCCUCCAACUCCAACAGGCCCCUUUCCUUUGUUUCAGUAUCGCAGCUUCUCUGUCUUUACCAGAAGGAGAAUCCAUGACGGUUACGGUCUAUGAGAAAAGAAUCCUGCCACCACUCAACACCUAUGAAGUAGGCGCCUCAGUAAAGAAGAAGACAUCUAUCUAAUACCAUUCUUAUCUUUCUUAUCUUGAUCUAACGGCCUGGGAAGACCCAUAAAGAAAGCAAGAGAGAACUCAAAGAGAAACUACAAACUAAGAGCGGAUGUACAGUUGACCUCAGACCUAUUCCCGACUGCAGAACCAGAAUGUUUAGACUGCCCGCUGGCCUAUUGGGAUAGCAGCCUUCUGGCUUUGCCUGCCGUUCUAGUAAAAAAUUCUGGCUCGGCCCGGGAAACCGCUGGCAACAACAGGAAGGGGUCCAUGUAGCUGCUGCGCCCUAGUUGUAUUCCAUGUAUUUACUUAUGCCACCAAAUGGAAAUAUAUAUUUUACAUACAUAUA